Epithele typhae is the source of this 633-nucleotide messenger RNA. RefSeq lists its product as uncharacterized. Bases 1 to 633 code for a protein of 210 amino acids. The record is from RefSeq and is a predicted model, not a curated record. Lineage: Eukaryota; Fungi; Basidiomycota; Agaricomycetes; Polyporales; Epitheliaceae. The transcript has a single exon.
AUGCACGGGCUCGACGUCGCGUGCACAGUGCUCGCCGCGGUCGCGAACCCGGACCGCGGCGUGGGCCAGCGGUGGCUACUCACGGACACGCACGUCUACGACUGGUGGGGCUGGCAGCGAGGUGGCGCUCCGCGGCGUAGCAGGGGUGGUGCGGGAGCUCAUGAGCUGCCGCGGCCGCCGGAGAUACUCGGGCGGGCGAUGGACAGCGUCGAGUUCAUCGUCUACAAGAGUAUAUCGGAUGUGAUCUCGUGCAGAGAGGACCUCGUCUUCGCCGCGUCUUCCGCGCGCUGCAGCCCUGUGCGGAUUCAAGACACGGCACCGCUCGUCCUCGUCCUCGUCCUCGUCCUGGAGCAGAUGACGCUACGCUUCGCGCUGCACUUCGCCGCGCUCGUCCGCCCCUGUGGGUUAUGGGUUGUCUCUGCCGCGCGCUUCAAGUUUCUUGGAGACCACGCACCGCGAUUGCGAGCCCGAGCGGACUCGAACACGAAGUCUAAAACUGAGCCCGUGCGCCCGAGCUGCCAGUACGUACUGGGCGGACAAGCGCGUCACGCGGUCGACGUGUCUGUCGGCGCGGCUGGCGUCGUAGUAGACGGCCACGUCCCUUGUCCUCCUCCAGCGGAACAAAUCUUCUGA